ACGGUCCGAACUCCAGAGUAGUGGGGAUCGGCGAGCUUCGUCCCGCUGGUUCGGGGCCCGUGGACUCGAGCUCUUCCGUUGGGAGCGUAUGGAGCGUUUGAUUUCCAAGUUGUGGUUUUGAACUCGUCGCAGUGCUGGACUGUGGUCGUCGCAGUCGUCGCAGUCGUGGUUGCAGUGAAGUCGUGGUUCGCGCCAUGUUCUGUAAUGUUCCGAUUUAUUCUGUGUCAAUUUCCUGCAGCCUCAAAUUCUGAAGGUGUUGACAUUUCUUCGAACUGGUACGAUCGUACCUGCGCCUGCAUUUCCCGCUGGAGUGACUGAGUCAUUGCAGGUCAGUUUCAUGCAGACAGAUUGGGUUGAUUUUUCCGUGAAGAAGAUCGAUCGGUGUGCCUGCUGCGGUGGCUGGACUUGUCUCCUUCUUCGUUGUGGAUUCUCGUGCUGCGUCAGCUCGAGCUUAAUGUCAUAGCGGCUCCUCUUCUUCCGAUUUGAACGCUCUCUGAGGUCCAUUAUUUUAUGGCGCUGCUGUUCUGAUUUUUCGAAGCAUUUUCAGCAGACCAAGAGGAGCUUGGUGCUUCGGUUCAUCGUCAGGCGAAGUAAAAUUCGAACAUGUGGACGGGAUGUAGAUGAAUUACAUCGAAUUCAGCUCGAUAUUCGAAUUAUGGUUGUUGAGAAAGUGCGGAGGAAAGCCUUGUUGAUAGCUGAAGCUCAUAUGAGAAUGAAAGAACGUACAUGAGAGUACGAAAGCAGGCACAAUGCUUUCACAAAAUUCUGAGUCACUCACCCCUUCUCCUUCCCCUUCUCCUUCUGCCUCAGCGUCCGUUUCUGUGAGUAAUUCCAGCCAGAAAAGAAAGCGUACUGACGAGCUCACGGCGUCCUCUGGAAUUCCAUCUUACGCUCACCAGUUCAAUAAGCCUUAUUCUUCAUCGCUUGGGACGACCAAUCAUGAACAAGCGGACCUACACAUGAAUUCCCAACACGAUGAGCACGAUCCGGGGCUCUUGAAAAGUAGCCAGAAUCACUCUCAGUUUGAAAGUAUGAACGGCAGCAGCUUCGAUGAGGAUGAUGACGAUCAAGAAGAGGAUGGAGAUGACGAUGAUGAUGAAGCAGAGGAUGCUGCGACGCAUUCCUCUAAACCAAGGGUAGAGCCACAAUCCACUAGGCCGGUGCCGCUCACGCAGCUGGCUAAUGUUAAGGCUGAGCCCACAACGGAAGGAUCAAGAGAAGCCGGUUAUACAACUUCUGGUCCUACUGUAUCCAAUCCUCCGGCACCAAUCACCUCUGUUCCAGGCGAGCUGGGCAAAUCUAGCCCUCUGCCGGACUCCAUCCAGACCAUCGGAGCGUACUGCAGUCGUGAAGCGGAUCUCAAAAGAGAAGAAGAUGCUGGUAAGAUCAAAUUUGUUUGUCACUUUAACGAUGGUGACGAAGAGCACAUGAAAUGGCUCAUAGGCUUGAAGAAUAUUUUUUCACGACAACUGCCGAACAUGCCCAAAGAGUACAUCGUUCGAUUAGUGAUGGACCAGAAUCACAAGUCUAUGAUGAUAAUCAGCCACAAGAAUAACAAUGUUGUUGGUGGCAUCACAUAUCGACCAUAUUUGAGUCAAAAGUUUGGGGAAAUAGCUUUCUGCGCAGUGACUGCGGAUGAGCAAGUGAAAGGAUAUGGUACCAGGUUGAUGAAUCACUUGAAACAGUAUGCACGAGACCAGGAUGGUCUUACGCAUUUCUUGACCUAUGCCGACAAUAAUGCCGUGGGUUACUUCAACAAGCAGGGGUUUACGAAGGAGAUUGAAAUGGAAAAAGAGAGGUGGCACGGAUAUAUUAAAGACUAUGAUGGGGGUACAUUGAUGGAGUGCAAGAUUGACCCUAAAUUUCCUUACACAGAUCUUCCUGCAAUGAUACGGAGGCAACGACAGGCACUGGAGGAAAGGAUCAGAGAACUUUCAAAUUGUCACGUCGUGUACCCAGGACUGGAGGUUCCUAAGAAAGAGGCAGGAAUACCGCGAAGACCUAUAAGGAUUGAGGACAUACCUGGUGUUAAAGAGUCGGCUUGGCCUCCAGAGGAGUGGACCAAGACUAAAAUCCGGCUGGCAAAUACAGACGCACCACCGACACGACAGGCCCUCAAUGUUUUCAUGCGUUAUCUACUGAAAAUGGUCAUUGAUCACCCAGAUGCUUGGCCGUUCAAAGAGCCAGUAGAUGCGCGUGAGGUGCCUGAUUAUUAUGAAGUCAUCAAAGAUCCUGUUGAUUUGAAGACAACGAAUAAGAGACUGGAAAGCGAGCAGUACUUUCUGACGCUGGACAUGUUUGCGGCGGAUAUGCGACGUAUGUUCGCUAAUGCACGUACCUACAACUCACCGGAUACAAUAUAUUACAAGGCUGCUAAUAGGUUGGAGACUUUCUUUAACAACAAGCUCCAACAAGGGUUGAAUGGAGGCGGAAGGCAGUAGGUCGUCGGACUUGUUAAAAGGACUUUGACCCAUGACAUCCCUCUCGACAUGUGCUGUAAAUAUGAAGAGGAUGUCAUUAGCGGGUCCACAUUUAGAUGAGGUUGCACCCAUCAAUUGCAUCUGUGCAACAAAGGAGUAUUUGUCCACAUUUUUGUCAGGUAGGGAAAAGUGUGUAGCGUACCUUAUUUGUAUCACGGAAUCUAAAAAAAAAGUAUGAUUGAGGCUUUUCCAAUCAUACUUAUAAAGUUUCUCCAAGUCUAUCAUUCAGAUAACGC
Molecule: messenger RNA, 2716 nt
Organism: Marchantia polymorpha subsp. ruderalis
Lineage: Eukaryota; Viridiplantae; Streptophyta; Marchantiopsida; Marchantiales; Marchantiaceae
Source: the annotation of a GenBank genome assembly